Molecule: messenger RNA, 1830 nt
Organism: Tripterygium wilfordii
Lineage: Eukaryota; Viridiplantae; Streptophyta; Magnoliopsida; Celastrales; Celastraceae
Product: cytochrome P450 71D9-like
Exons: 5
Coding region: 1-1830 (609 amino acids)
Molecular function (GO): oxidoreductase activity, acting on paired donors, with incorporation or reduction of molecular oxygen; iron ion binding; heme binding
Source: RefSeq, a predicted model, not a curated record
AUGGAAAAUCAAAUUCCUUUUCCUAUUAUCUUGUCCUCUCUUGUCUUCUUAUUGGUGCUGCUGAGAAUAUGGAACAAAUCAGAAAACCAUAAGUCAAAUUCUGUUGUUGCUCCUCCCUCCCCAUGGAAGCUACCACUCAUAGGAAACAUGCAUCAAAUGGUUGGCUCUCUGCCCCAUCACCGCCUAAGAGAUUUAGCCAACAAAUAUGGACCUCUUAUGCACCUUCAGCUUGGUGAAUUGUCCACCAUUGUCAUUUCUUCUCCAGAAGUUGCCAAACAAGUAAUGAAAGCCCAUGACAUUGCUUUUUCCAGUCGACCUGCUGUCUCUGCUGGAGAGAUCGUCUUAUAUAACUUUAAGGAUCUCGUAUUUGCACCAUAUGGAGAUUACUGGAGACAGAUGCGUAAAAUCUGUACAAUAGAGCUGUUGAGCGGAAAAAGAGUUCAAGCGAUGCAAUCCAUCAGAGAGGAAGAGGUAUCAGAAUUCAUUAAAUCUAUAUCUUCGAAGGCCAGGUCAAAAAUCAACCUCAGCGAUUCGUUGAUUUGUUUGACAUAUGCAAUCACUACAAAGGCGGCAAUUGGUGAGAGUUGCGAGAUGCAUGGUGCAUUUGUACCACUUGUAAGAGAAAUAAUAGAGGUUUUUGGAGGUUUCAAUUUGGCUGAUAUGUUCCCUUCCAUAAAAUUGUUUCAUAUGAUUAGCGGGAUGAGGACUCGGCUUCAGAAGCUGCAUCAUGAAGUCGAUAAGAUACUUGAAAACCUCAUCAAUGAACAUAAAGUUAAGAAGACAAAAAUUGAUUCUAGUGAGGAAGUUGCCGACAAUUUUGUAGAUGUUCUCUUGAAUCUUCAAGAGCAUGGAGGCUUUCAGUUCCCCUUGACAUCAGACAACAUCAAAGCAGUUGUACUGGACAUUUUCACUGGUGGGAGUGAAACAUCGUCUACAACUAUAGAAUGGGCUAUGUCAGAAUUGAUAAAGACUCCAAGAAUUAUGGCAAAGGCUCAAUCAGAGGUAAGGCGGGUAUUUGAUAAACAAGGAUAUGUAGAUGAAGCCGGACUUGAAGAACUAGAAUUCUUGAAAUUAGUUAUCAAGGAAACUCUAAGGUUACACCCUCCUCUUCCAUUGUUACUCCCAAGAGAAUGCAGAGAGGGAUGUCAGAUUCUUGGAUAUGACAUACCGGUCAAGGCCCAAAUCAUUGUUAAUGCAUGGGCUAUUGGAAGAGAUCCAGAUUAUUGGAUUGAUGCCGAGAAGUUCUAUCCCGAGAGAUUUGUCAAUAGUUCCAUUGAUUACAAGGGAAAUAACUUUGAAUUUAUUCCAUUUGGUACUGGAAGGAGGAUGUGCCCUGGCAUCUCAUUUGGAAUAACAAUCGUUGAGCUUACACUCGCAAAGUUACUUUACCAUUUCGAUUGGAAGCUCCCAAUCAACAUCAAAGGAGAAGAACUAGACAUGACGGAGAGUUUUGCUGCUUCAGUUGGAAGAAAAAAUGAUUUGUAUGUAAUCCCCAUUCCAUACCAUGCUACAAUUGCUUAUUAUGCUAGAAAGAUUCCUUUAAGUGCAGACAAAGCAGCCCCAGCAAAGAUAAUAAUGGCUUUUAUUGCGAUUUUGAGAUUAGAAGAAUUUGUGAACGAAACAAUUCCUACAAUAGGAAGAGCUCGGGAGUUGCCACCAACUGUACGUUUGGUGCAUUUGGCUGCCACAAAAAUAAAAGAGUACGUUAAAUGUGAGGUCAUGACGGAGAUGGAGGUAGCUGCGAGAGAUGGAACUGGAGGUAGUAGCUUAUACGUUCCAGUUGGAGAACAGAGAAAGAAGUGUAGAAAGAAGAGAGUUAAGAGGAAAUGA